AUGCGAGGCGUCCAAGUCUUCUCCGGAAGGUCUCAUCCGGCGCUUGUCGAGUCUAUCUGCGAAAGACUGGGCUCUUCGCCCGCCAAAUGCGAAUUGGGCAACUUCGCAAACGGAGAAAUCAGCGUCCAGAUAGGCGUCUCCGUUAGAAACGAAGAUGUCUUCAUCGUGCAGAGUGGAAGCCCUCGCAUCAACGACAGUGUCAUGGAAAUGCUCAUCAUGAUUGCUGCAUGCAAGGGCGGCUCAGCAAAGUCCAUCACCGCCGUCAUUCCCUACUUUCCCUACUCUCGCCAAUCCAAGAAGAAGAGCCAUCGAGGCGCCAUCACUGCGAAAAUGCUGGCCAACCUCAUGGUGGUAGCAGGAGUGGACCACGUCAUCACUGUGGACCUUCAUGCCUCGCAGAUGCAAGGGUUCUUUGGCAAGCCUGUCGACAACCUAUUUGCCGAACCGAUUAUUGCUCGGUGGAUCAAGGGCAACGUUCCCCGCUGGCACGAUGCAGUCGUGGUGAGCAAGAAUGUGGGCGGCACCAAACGAGUCACCUCACUCGCCGAUGCCCUGAAGCUCAGCUUCGCCCUUGUAUCCACCGACAAAGAUCGUUCCAGACAUUCACACCACCACAACGGUUUAGCGGACAGCACCGUAUUCUUCGAUGCCAUUGAGCCACAGUCCAUCCGCUAUCGCGACAACCUGCUGGAUGGGGACGACGCCGACGAUGCCGACAGCGAAUCCGAAAAGUCACACAACAGGGGGCUUCCGCACCGUGCGAGGGCCAGGGUUCCCCUACUGAAUGGUGUCAACCGCUCCGGCGUUGGCAGGCCCAAGGCAGUCACCAUUGCGUCAAGCCCCCUGGUCCAGGCGGCAAGGGUGGAGUCUCCCUCCCCUGCUGCGUCGCCCGACCCGUCCCCCCGAAUUGAGGCAGUUCCCAGCGCACGUCGACCCUCCGAAUACGAAGCUAGCGAAGCACACAACGAUCAGCGGGCACGCGAUGUAGUCGUGGGUCGGCUGAUUCAAGGGCACUUGGUGGACGAAGACCAUCCCUCUUCGGCAAUGUCAAGCAUGUCAGCUUCCCUUGCCAAUUUUAUGGGCGAGCGAUCUCUGCAAGACGGGCCAGAUCCCCCCACCAACGACCCCAUGACUUCUUCCUUUGUAUCCAAUGCCUCGUCUUUUCAACCUGAACAUGCGCUUGGUGGGACAUUUGACGCAGCCGCAACGUCGGAUGAGGAAGAGGAGGGCAUCAAGAAUCCCGACCUGGAACACACCAUCACCUUGGUAGGAAAUGUCAAGGACAAGACAGUGCUCAUGAUGGACGACAUCGUCGAUCGGUCUGGUUCGUGGAUUGCGGCCGCCGAAACCUGUGUCAAGAUCGGCCAUGCCAGAAAGGUGUACUGUAUCGCAGUCCAUGGACUAUUUGGCGAAAACUCCCUGGAGGAGUUGGAAGCAUGCGACUACAUUGACUAUAUCGUCGUGACCAAUACGUUUCCCCUAGCGCCUGAGCGGAUCCGUGCCUCGAAGAAACUGAUAAUGAUCGACCUCUCGAAUCUCCUGGCAGAAGCCAUCCGACGCAAUCACCACGGAGAGGAUAUGUCGGCGCUGUUUCAGUUGAAUGCAUGA
Cladophialophora bantiana CBS 173.52 is the source of this 1608-nucleotide messenger RNA. RefSeq lists its product as uncharacterized. The record is from RefSeq and is a predicted model, not a curated record. Bases 1 to 1608 code for a protein of 535 amino acids. Gene Ontology annotation, cellular component: cytoplasm; ribose phosphate diphosphokinase complex. Gene Ontology annotation, molecular function: ribose phosphate diphosphokinase activity; magnesium ion binding. NCBI's taxonomy places the organism in Eukaryota, Fungi, Ascomycota, Eurotiomycetes, Chaetothyriales, Herpotrichiellaceae. Gene Ontology annotation, biological process: purine nucleotide biosynthetic process; 5-phosphoribose 1-diphosphate biosynthetic process; ribonucleoside monophosphate biosynthetic process. The transcript has 2 exons.